Molecule: messenger RNA, 1724 nt
Organism: Phoenix dactylifera (date palm)
Lineage: Eukaryota; Viridiplantae; Streptophyta; Magnoliopsida; Arecales; Arecaceae
Product: scopoletin glucosyltransferase-like
Molecular function (GO): UDP-glucosyltransferase activity
Source: RefSeq, a predicted model, not a curated record
CCAGAUUCAAGAAUACAAGAAGAAUAGGAGAAGAGAGGAAGGCAGCAGCCAUGGGUUCCCAAACUCAAGAGCAACGACCCCUUCAUCUGGUCUUCUUCCCAUUCCUAGCCCGGAGCCACAUGAUCCCCAUGCUGGAGACCGCCGUCAUCGCCGCCGAGCGCGGCGUCAAGGCCACCUUCGUUACCACCCCUGCCAAUGCCCACCUCGUCCGACCAACCCUCGACCGCGCCAACUCCCUCCACCAGCCCCCCAUGGACCUCCGCAUCAUCCUCUUCCCCGCCGCCGACCACGGUCUCCCCGACGGCUGCGAGAACCUCAUCUCCCUCCCCGACGUAUCCCUUGCUGGCAACUUCUUCCGUGCCGUCUUCGCCCUCCGCAAGCCCCUCGACGACCUCCUCUGCGACCUCCGCCCCGUCGACGCCCUCGUCUCCGACGCCCUCUUCCCCUGGACCACCUCCCUCGCCGCCGAUCACAGCAUCCCCCGCCUCAUCUUUCAGGUCACCGGCCUCUUCCCUCUCUGCGCCGCCAACGACCUCGACAUCCACCGCCCCUACGAGUCCGUCUCCUCCCGCUCCGAACCCUACUCCAUCCCGGGCUUCCCCCACCCCAUCAAGUUCACCCGCGCGGAGCUCCCGGAAGUCUUCGACUUCCCUUACAUGCUGGGCCUCCUCCGCGAGGCCGAGCUCACCAGCUACGGCGUCAUCGUCAACAGCUUCUACGCCUUCGAGCCCGACUACGCCGAGCAUUACUACAAGGUGGGCCGCAGGAAGGUAUUCCUGGUCGGCCCGGUCAACCUCGCCGGAGCCAGACUACCGUCGACGGAGAAAAAAGAGGACGGCGGCCGCGACGCCACCCUGAGGUGGCUGGACGAGAAGGAGGACGACUCGGUGGUGUACAUAUCCUUCGGGACGCUGUGCCGGUUCAGCGACGAGCAGUUCCGGGAGCUGGCGCUUGGGCUGGAGGCGAGCGGCCACCCAUUCGUGUGGGCGAUGCGCAGCGACGGCGGCGCAGGAGAUGAGUGGAUGCCGGAGGGUUACGAGAAGAGAGUCGCCGGGCGGGGCCUGGUGGUGAGAGGAUGGGCCCCGCAGGCGGAGAUCCUGUCCCACCGGGCGGUGGGGGGGUUUGUGAUCCACUGCGGGUGGAACUCGGUGAUGGAGGGGGUGUGCAGCGGGGUGGCCUUGGCCACUUGGCCCCUCCACUCGGAGCAGUUCGUGUUGGAAAAGUUACUGGUGGACGUGCUCAAGAUAGCGAAGCCCGUGUGGGACGGGUUCAAAAGCGUGGUCGACGGCGAGAAGGCGGUGGUGCCAGCGAACGCGGUGGCGAGGGCGGUGGCGCUGCUCGUCGGCGGCGGGGAGGAAGUGGCGGCCAUGAGGAGAAGGGUGCGAGAGCUGGCGGAACUGGGCAGGAGGGCGGUGGCGGAGGGGGGCUCGUCGCAUGAAGAUAUGAGCCGUCUGAUCGAGGGGCUCAUGGCUUGCCGCGAGGAGCGUGAAAAGUCACAGGUGUAACGUCGGCCGUGCGAUGCCAUGAUUCAGAAAACUAGCUCGAUCGGAGUUUCUAAUAUGGGAGAGCGACUAGUAGGACUUUCGCACAAGUUAUCUUAAAAUAAAGUUUAUUUAAAUUGAUGUACUACUUUGGAGUAUUGUUAGAAUCAUGAGACAUUUAAAUAUUGAGCUAGUUAUUGAAAAAACACAUGCAGAUUAUUAUUUAAAUUGUUCCAUUGCAUA